Plectropomus leopardus (leopard coralgrouper) is the source of this 629-nucleotide messenger RNA. RefSeq lists its product as uncharacterized. The record is from RefSeq and is a predicted model, not a curated record. NCBI's taxonomy places the organism in Eukaryota, Metazoa, Chordata, Actinopteri, Perciformes, Serranidae.
CAGGAACAGUUUGGAUCCGCCGGUCCGGACGAGGAUGGACCGCCGCGCCUCACUGCCGUGUCCGGCGACUCUGUCGGCCAUGCAGCUGUCUCGUCUCCACUCGUCCACUCGGGCUCCGGUGACGGCGAGGGUCCUGCUGCAGCGCUCCUCCUCCCGCCGCCUCCUGCAGUCACCGCAGGAUGUCGCCAGCCCCGCCGUCUCCGAGCGAAGACUGUCGCUCAUACCCACAAUCCCCGAGGUCACGGGGCCCGAGAAGAGGGGCCAGUUCAGGAGACGUAACGUCAUGUCGCUGAGCGAUGCGUACAGUGUGUGUCUCAUCUGUCACAAUGAUCUGAACGGAGGAACAGGAGGAACCAGAGAGCUGCAGUGUAACCACACCUUCCACAGAGAGUGUAUCGAGGAGUGGCUGUGGAGGAAGCAGUCGUGUCCCACGUGUCAUGUCCAGGUGUCCGUCCCUCAGCCCGUCUACUGGAGCUCCACUCGGGUCAAAGUGCCCUGAACCCACCAUGAUGUCAUUAGCAGGGCUGUGAUGUCAUCAGGAGGGCCGUGAUGUCAUCGGCCAAUCAGAAGUGGCGCCAACAAACAACCACACUGACCUCAGCUGCUGUUAUGAGAUCAAAAACAUUAAU